Molecule: messenger RNA, 3406 nt
Organism: Eurytemora carolleeae
Lineage: Eukaryota; Metazoa; Arthropoda; Copepoda; Calanoida; Temoridae
Exons: 34
Coding region: 681-3143 (820 amino acids)
Source: RefSeq, a predicted model, not a curated record
UAGAGUUUUCUGAUAGUUUUCAGCAUGGAUUGGAUCAGUUUCUUGAGGACAACUGUGUUAAUCCUCACAUAAACAGUGUUUUGGAAGACAACUUCUCGUAUUACCAAGAUUCUGCACAGCAAUGUUCUCAGGGUAAUGGGCAGGUCAUUUGUUCUGCAGAGACCUGGAAGUCUGAAUCUGUUAAUUUUCUUGGUUUUCAAGAAGAAUCUUCAGAUGAUCUUGUUAAGUCCCUUUUUGGAAACGAUCCAGACCUUUUCUGCAAUCAGGCUGAAAGAAAUGAAGACCCAAUCAGUUUGUUGGAUGAAAUAUUUGAUGAAAUUGAUACGCGGAAGGAUAAGCAAGAGCAACAGCAGAUAAACAGUGAUCUGAGAAAAGAGGAGUGUAAUGAUGCACCAAAGACCACUGAGCCUUCAAUUGACACUAACAAUAAUGAGGGCGGUCAAAAGAAACGAUUUGAUGGGACUGCAGUAUUUAAGGCAGUUCCAGCUUAUGAAAGAAGUCUUGACCCUACUGAAACAGAGGAGGUUCCAAAAGCUUUCCAAAUUCCAAAACUAGGGAAAAAUAUUCAAAGCCUGGUUCGAGUUGACCCUCGUUUUGGGAACCAGCUUAAUCAAGGCUCAAAGACUCAUAGCGAGGUGAUCAAGUGUGCCAAGGUCUACAGCAGGUCGAAUUCUGCACCUAUGUCCAGUUCUGUGAUAAAGCAUACACCACUUCCAAAUGCAACCUCUUUGAUUUCAGUCAGGCCUCCUAUUGUCCAACAAAAUACUCCAAUUAGAGGAUCCCUGGUAACUAACUCUAUCAACCUGCCUGCUACAGCUACCAAUGCUGCUUCAAAAAGAUGCAGCACAGUGAAGCGUACCUAUGGCAUGCCAAGCAAAAGCAUAACACCAAAACUGAAUGAAUUAAAGAUCACCAUGCUAAACCAAGGACAUGUAAUUCAGGACACUCAGUUGAAACAGAGGUUAAGCAAAAGAUUGAAGCAGCUGCGAGAGCGAAGCAGACAAGCAAAUGGAUACUUAAGGAUUCUACCGAAAGGUUAUAACCCUCAUCUCAGUCUUCUAAGAAGUAGUGCAGAAAAAAAUCUGUCCAUUUCAAGAUCAGUACCUUCUAAUAGUACAUCAGUUAGCCAGGUUACCAUGAACUCAAAGAAAGUUGACCCUAAAGCAGGGAUCCCAAGCCUCCUACCCUGGGCAUCGAAUGUACCACCUACUCGAGGGAUUCAACUUCAAAAUGGACUAAAGCCAACAUUUUCCAAAGAUCCACCAAUUCAGCCUGGCCCUGUUCAAAAUGCAGAUCCUGUUUUUAAAUAUGGAAAUCUGGCAAGUUAUCCAACAUACAAACACUAUUCCCCCUUCCAGAUGAUGGAGCCAGGAGCCCUUAUACCUUUCCCUGUUUAUCAGGAUCCUAUUCUUUAUUGUCAGGCAUAUCAGCAAGCAUUAAAAAAUUAUAAUCAGAACAGACCAGUUCCAAAGAUUCAAAUACCAAAAUAUAACCAGAAUUAUUCUGACGCAGCAAGGAAGCAGGUUGCUUCUUCCACCACUGUCAGCAGUAACCUUGGUGGUAACACUAUGCUGAACCUCAAGGCUUGGCCAAAUCCAGCCAAUUCAGAGGCACUCAAGGUCUCAGUUGUUGGGAUAAAUGGCCUUUCUAAGACACCAGUAGAACAGACGAAUUCUAGUGCUUGCCAGGAAGGAUUGUGCGAUGAUUGUAUCAAAGAAGGAGGGAAAAUUGUCUACAUUAUUGAAAGUGAUGAGGAGGAUGCUGUUGAUCCUAAAACUGGGGAAGGUGUGAAGAGUAAGUGUUCAGCAUGUGGAAAAGUUCUCCCUGCAUCCAGUAUCUCGCUAUCUUCUCACAACUCUGAAGAGAAGACCAGAGCUUUAAAACUCUCUAAAGAUAAGUCAUCAAGCGGUGGCGGCCGACGAACUAGAAAAUGUUGGAACUGUAAAGUCACAAAAUGUUCCUCCUGGUUUUCACACAGGAAAAGAUCAAGCACAGAUCUGUGUGGUAACUGCUAUACAUAUUUUAAAUCCCUCUCUAAAUCUAAGCAAGGGUCAACUUAUCUCAAAUCAUCUGCCAGUGGUAAGAAGGAAGGAAGCUCCCAGGUUACUCCGCCCGAGUUAUUAGAUGAGAUAGAAAACCGGGAGAUAACGGAGGAGACUACAGCUCAGCAACUUCCUACACAUGGUAUUUCUUCUAUUGAUCAGCAUGGUGAUCAAGCUGGGGUCCGUGAAACGUCUAAUGUAAAAGUUGGAUAUGGUAUUCUUGAAACUGUAAGUAGCACUGAUAUCUUGGAGCUUCCUGAGAAUAUCAAGGGACUUCUUGACACUAGAGACAUCAAAAAGGAGAAGAUGAAAGGGCAAAGUGUCAAAGAUGAUAUCAGGGAGAAUGACCCAUCUUUUUCUAAAACUCAUGUAGAAGUCUCGGAUGGAAUUCAGCUGGAUAAUGCUGACUCUGACUUUAUUGAGGAAAUAUUGAAUAAUUGCAAACUAAAUCUUGAGAGAACAGACCAAAAAAAGAAACUGCAGAUCAAAGAAGAAACUCAAAUUCUAGAGCACCAAAAACCAUCUCAAGAUUGUCAGGAAAACAAAAAUCACCAAGGAAAUGCAAAUAAGGAAAAUGCUCAACAACUGGCUUUAAUAAAUGUUGCUAGUGAUGUCAGUAAUAGCCAAGUGCACCCUGACAAAGCUACUAUUGACGAACUUUCUACUACUAAAGAUGAUUUCAGCCAACCUGGUGCAGACGCGCAUGAUGAUCAAGCACUUUUAGAAGAAACUGCCAUAAAUAGUAUUUCUGUAAAGAAAUCUUCAAAUGUUCAACAGAAUGAUGUUUCUAAUAAAGAAAAUAUGAAUAAGUGUCCUAUGCUCCAAUCGUCUGUAGAGGAGAAUUCAGUUCCUCCAGUUUCUGAUGUUUCCUUGAAACAGCUCCAAGGAUUGGAUGAUAAAGCUAUCUUACAGAUUAAAGGCCCAAGUAAUAUCCAGAGAACUGAAGAAGGUGCAGCAGCGAAUCCAAUUGUUGACGGAUUUGAACUGGAACUCGAUUUUUUGCAGCAACUUUUCAAAUCACCAGAAAGAAACUCAAAUCCUGAUAAUUCCUCUGCGGAAUUUAUGAGUAAUUCUUCUGAACUUCUGGGGACACCACAAUAGAUUUUCCGGUCCUCUUGGGACAGAUUUGUCUGGGUUGGGAUAAUGCUCCAGUAAAACUUUGGAAUUAAUUAUCAUUAUCCAGAUAAUCUAGAACUUCUUGAGACCCAAGCGACCAGGUGCUGUCGACUGAGAGAUGACUACUCAGAAUUUUGCCUUUACUUCAAUUAAAUCAUUGUAUUUUGUAUACAAUUUGUGAAAUAUUUUGAUUAUGCAGUCCCUAGUUUGAUCAAACUUAAUGUUUUAAGUACUUUCCCAAGGGCAUU